Molecule: messenger RNA, 837 nt
Organism: Gryllus bimaculatus (two-spotted cricket)
Lineage: Eukaryota; Metazoa; Arthropoda; Insecta; Orthoptera; Gryllidae
Source: the annotation of a GenBank genome assembly
AUGGUCGUUCACGUCCGACUCCGCCUCGGCGAACUCCAUCUCGUCCAUGCCCUCGCCGAGGUACCAGUGCAGGAAGGCCUUGCGGCGGAACAUGGCCGUGAACUGCUCCGACAUGCGCUUCAUCAGCGUCGUGAUGGCGGUCGUGUUGCCCACGAACGUGGCCGACAUCUUGAGGCCUCGCGGGGGGAUGUCGCACACCGCCGUCUUCACGUUGUACGGGAUCCACUCCACGAAGUACGUGCUGUUCUUGUUCUGCACGUUCAGCAUCUGCUCGUCCACCUCCUUGACGGACAUGCGGCCGCGGAAGACGGCCGCCGCCGUCAGGUAGCGGCCGUGGCGCGGGUCGCACGCCGCCAUCAUGUUCUUCGCGUCGAAGAUCUGCUGCCGGUAGUGCUGGCUGCCGCGCGACGUGAGCGGCGCGAAGCCCGGCACGAAGAAGUGCAGGCGCGGGAACGGCACCAUGUUGACCGCCAGCUUGCGCAGCGAAGGCAAGUAGUGACGCCCGACAUUGUCACGGAGACGAGGUGGUUGAGGUCUCCGAACCGUGCGGAAGCAGAUGUCGUACAGCGCCUCGUUGUCGAUGCAGAACGUCUCGUCCGUGUUCUCCAGCAGCAAGUGGAUCGAGAGGCACGCGUUCCCGUGCCGCCGCCCAGCGAGCAGUCGCAGCUCUCCGCCUCCUUCCUCACCACGUCCAGCACGGAAUCGAUCAACUCGGCGCCUUCGUUGUUGCCGGCGCCGGAUUGUCCGAACACGAAGUUGUCCGGUCGAAACAGCUGUCCGAACGGCCCGGCUCGCACGGAGUCCAUAGCAGGCUCGUGGGACGUAUUUUCCACCUAG